UUUAUCUGCGUGUGGUGAAAUAUAUCAAGAAUGGUUUGUUGUGUUUGUGUACUUUCGUUAUUCGAUACAUAUAUUUUGAGCAUUAUUUCUGAGAUAUAAGACGAUGAAUACUCCGGCAACAGAGUAUACAAACUUUGUGAAACUCCGAGAUGCCUUAUCACAUCAACACAACUUCCAGUUGUUAGGGAAAGGUCAUAUUGGCGAAGGUGUCUAUGGUCGUGUUUAUGAGGCGAAGUGUAAAGAGGAAGGGGAACAUAAAGAAAAAUCGUUUGCUAUAAAAAUUUUGGAUUAUGUUGAAAGCGAAGGAAGUAAGAAGAAAAUAUAUCAGGAACGGGAGAUUGAAAUCUUGAUACGAUUGGAGCUGUCUGAAGACUCAAAUAUCAUCAAGUAUUUCAAUUGUUGGAAAAUGCAGGUUGGUUAUGAACAGAAACUUUGUAUUCAAAUGGAAUUGUGUUCCACAGACUUAUCAAGUUUCGUCUAUGACAACAAAAUGGGUGGACCAAAAAUUAUCCAAGCUCAAGGUCGGCCACGAUUUUAUGAGCAUGUAUUCCGACAAAUUUUGAUUGGUUUGGUUGUUAUGAAAAGAAGUGGCUGGGUUCAUCGCGACAUUCAUCCCGGUAAUAUCCUCAUAGCACUUCCAAAUCCAACACAAAUCCGCGAUAUUCAUGUCAAAAUAAGUGAUUUUGGACAAGCACGAUACCUCGGUAUGAAAAUAAAAUUUUCGCCGUCCACGUGGUUAGUGGACCCGACAUUUGAGAACGUUACGCCAAAGAACAUUGGUUUAUAUAGCGCUCCUGAGCUCGAAAAAAACAAUUAUGAUUUCAAAGUAGACCUUUACAGCGCCGGAAUGGUUUUGUAUUACAUCAGUCGUUACCUCGAAGAUAAAAAGGCUUUGUUUGAUGAGUUAGAGGACCUAAGAAAUGACAAUCUUGACGUCCAUAAAUGUAUACAUCACAAGGAUGACAUACAUUUGAGCCAGCUCAUUAAAGAUCUUCUUCAAAAGGACCCGAAAAAACGGCCAAGUGCUCAGAAAGCUUUGAAGAGCUAUAUGUUUUCUACAGAAGUGACAGAUUCAACUGACGCUUCCCCUGAGUCACUGGGGAGUUAUUUAAGUGAUUCUCGUCAUGCAGUGCAAAUGAAUUUCAUUGCAAGAAAAGAGAACGAACAGGCUGGACGUCUGUGCGUUUUAAAGCAGCUCAAUUUAUCCGCAUUAAAAGCAGAAGUUGAACGUCGCACCGGGGUCAGAGCAUGUCAGCAAGUUCUUCAACGACACUUUGUGAUGAGGAAUGGUAAAGAGAUACCCCUGAAGAUAGAUGAUGACGAAGACGUCCGAUUAAUUUACACUCACUUUGUGGAAGGUCGUGACAUCCUGAUAGAUGUGAUCGAGAAUAAAGUUACUCAAGGUAGCAACGGACUAACUGCACGAAGCAGUCCAGAAGACGUAAAUAUGGUGUCAGUAUCAUGAUAGUUGGUAGUUGGAUAAAAUUCAUUUCGCAUUUGAACACAAUAAGUUAUUCCAUGUGCACUGUUUUUUAAUCAUAUAAUAAUUCAGGAGAAUAUGAGAGAUCGAGAGCGUAACACAUUGUAGUUGACGUGAUCCAAACAUUUCUAGCACCAUGCACAGUUAGCACAGGUCGUACUCGUCCUAGAUAGGUUUUUCUGGCGUUGUAAACGAAAUUGUAACCAAUGAUGUAAAUAUACCAUUUUAUCUGUGUAAUAAUUUAUCAGGCUUAUUUCGUAUUUUGGUGUUAGUUAAUACCACUUUUUUCUAUCAUAACCGUCGAUAAAUAUAUAUAGACA
This is a messenger RNA of Dendronephthya gigantea, 1800 nucleotides long. RefSeq names its product DNA damage response protein kinase DUN1-like. Bases 104 to 1465 code for a protein of 453 amino acids. Gene Ontology annotation, cellular component: cytoplasm; nucleus. NCBI's taxonomy places the organism in Eukaryota, Metazoa, Cnidaria, Anthozoa, Malacalcyonacea, Nephtheidae. Gene Ontology annotation, biological process: protein phosphorylation; mitotic DNA damage checkpoint signaling. Gene Ontology annotation, molecular function: ATP binding; protein serine/threonine kinase activity. The transcript has a single exon. The record is from RefSeq and is a predicted model, not a curated record.